UAAACAUAAACAAAGCAGCACCGGGCAACUCGCUAAGAACACGCUUUUCUGUUUAUUUUGUCUACCUGUCAGUACACGAACGUCACAAAGGUUGUAAAAUGAUAAAUUUUGUUUUUCGCCCGUGGCCGCACGUAGUGCAGUGUCAAGUGCGGGCAUUAAGCAAAAAGGCAGCAAAUACAGCCAAAAAGCCAUUCAAAACGAAUGCAGUCAAGGCUUUCAACACAGAAAAUAAAAUCUUCUACGGUGCCCUGCUGGAAACUGCUGCAGAAAGACGCAAGACACGCAACACACAACCCUACAAAGUAGAAGAUUUCGUUUCAUCGGCUCCUUCUGUGGACUACAAUCAAUUUGCUAGUGCCUUUGAAAGUGAACCCCCUACUAAAUCGACAAAGGGGAAAGCUGUAAAACCAACAGCUAAGACUGGGAAGAAUUUAAAGCAGCAGAAAGCUAAAGACGAGCCUAAGGAAGCCAAAGAAGAAACCAUUUUAAAUGAGAGCACUACUUCGCCCCUUCCAAUUAUCACAAGCAGUGCUGAAAUUACUGGAUUUCCAAUGCUCAACAUUGCUAAGCAAGUGAUUAAAAUUCCUCCUAGUCUGAACCUCUGGAAAGUGCCGUCCGUCACCAAAAUUCUGUCUGCCACCAUGUCGGAAAGCUCAAAAGCAGCUCUUGAGAAGUGGAAGGCGAACCUUAUUGCUCAGCUUGGAUUGGAGGGAUUCCAAGAGUAUCAGAAAAAUCUGUUUUUGCGAGGAUCUCAAUUCCACUCUGUGAUUCAAAACCACUUGUCUGGAAAGCCACUCACUCUCCCUCCAGAGAUUGAAGGCUGCUGGUCGAGCGUUUCGAAAGUGAUGCCAGAAUUGGGGAUGGUGAUGAACCUGGAGAGUCCGGUCCUGCAUCCCACUUUGCAGUACCGCGGCAUCAUCGACUGCAUCGCAGAGUUCAGGGGUGAACCGAUGGUAAUCGAAUGGAAGAAAUCCGACAAAAGAAAGCCGAUAAUUCAGUACACUUACGACGCGCCGCUGCAAAUGACUGCUUACAUCGGAGCCAUGAAUUUCGAUAGUUCAUAUCCCAAGAAGAUCAAACAAGGCGCCGUGGUUGUUGCUUACACUGAUGGAACUCCAGCAGAUAUUUUUGUUUUGAAUUUGGAUGAAUGCACUCAUUAUUGGAACGUGUGGCUGGACCGACUGCAGCUAUACUGGAAACUAAAUCAAACAGCUUCCCAAAACAGCUUAUAAUUUUUUUUAAUAUUCACAAAGUGCCAAGUUUUUCAGAACAGUAUUUUUGCCUGAAAAAAUGAAUUAAAAAAUACGUUCUAGUGCUUGUAAGAUAUGUUUAAAAGUUUUUCUUUUCAGAAUGUUUUGUGUAAUUUCAAGAUUAUAGCUUAAAAAGACAGUAACAUUAUGAAAAAUAACCACCAGAGGCUCUCAGAGCUCAAAUAGAUCAACAUUAUAUUGUUUUUUAAUUUAGUGGCCGCCAGUGUGGCCUUAAAAUGAAUCUCAGUUCCUGUAAUCUUUUCUGUAGAUCACAAAAGAAACCAAUUCUGUAAUAAGAGCAGCUAUAUUGUCAAAGAGAAAAUUUUGUAAAAAUUAAAAAAAUAAAAUUUUAAACUGACA
This is a messenger RNA of Cloeon dipterum, 1610 nucleotides long. RefSeq names its product mitochondrial genome maintenance exonuclease 1-like. Gene Ontology annotation, molecular function: single-stranded DNA exodeoxyribonuclease activity. The transcript is spliced from 6 exons. Bases 99 to 1232 code for a protein of 377 amino acids. Gene Ontology annotation, cellular component: mitochondrion. Gene Ontology annotation, biological process: mitochondrial DNA replication. The record is from RefSeq and is a predicted model, not a curated record. Lineage: Eukaryota; Metazoa; Arthropoda; Insecta; Ephemeroptera; Baetidae.